Molecule: messenger RNA, 1785 nt
Organism: Musca domestica (house fly)
Lineage: Eukaryota; Metazoa; Arthropoda; Insecta; Diptera; Muscidae
Exons: 1
Coding region: 1-1785 (594 amino acids)
Source: RefSeq, a predicted model, not a curated record
AUGCAACAGCGUCAGAUAGAAAUUUCCCUAUUAACGGUAUUAUUUAUUCAUGUCCUGGCCGUGUCCUUGGAGGUGGAAAAUUUGGAAAAUUUUGAUUUGAAAAUAUUUCUACAACAAAUCUAUGCUGAGAAGGAGUUUGAAACGUUGUUGGUCAUUGCCGAUCGAGAGAGUUUCAAGGUAAAUCGAGUGUGGUGGAAGGUGGUGCAGGAGAUACCAUUACCCAAGGUCCUGGUGACAUAUGGAGCGGCAUAUGAAUUUGUCAGAAGCUUUAAUUCGGAAAUUUUUGUGAUUUUCCUAUUCAAGGGCGAAUUGAAGGAGCAGUUAAUGGCCACUGGGGCGGAGGUGUUGAAUUUUAUGAGGCAAACAAGGAUAUUGGUGCUGGUGGAGGAGGGGGACCGGGGGUUUCAGCUGGAGCUCUUAAAACUCUGUGAGUUAUAUAAAAUGACAAAUGUCCUGCUGAAAGGUGUGGCGGCCAAAAAUGAGACCAUCCAACAGCUGAAACCCUAUCCCCGCUAUCAAUGGUCCCAGUGGAGGGGUCCACCCUACUACCCCCAACAUUGGCGGAAUUUGGAGAAUAAAACGGUGAUUUAUUUCACCGAUACCACCAUGACCCUGUCCUUUCCCUACGAAGAUGGUCAGGGUGGGGUUCGUCUCAAUGGCUAUAUUGCCCGGCUGGUGUUGCUGUUCGGUGAGGUGUUUCAUGGCCACAUGCAGAUGUAUGCCUCUCAUGAGGUGGCGGCCCGUACCUCCCUGACUCAGGUCAAUCAAAUGGCCGAGGAUAAUCUCAUCGAUAUACCCAUGACCCUGUCACAUUACAACGAUGGCAAAUGGCUAUAUAAAUCGGCGGUCUAUGAUUUCCUGGAAGGCCUCGUAAUGAUACCCACCGCCCAAGCGCUUAGCACCACCGAGGUCUAUGGGGUUCUGCUGAAUCGUUACUUCUUUGGAUGUGUCCUCAUUUGUACGUUACUCUUUGCCCUGUUCCAGAGUCUGGUGGACUACUGUUUGGACCACAGCUUCCAGGCCGUGGAUCUGGUGCUAAACUAUCGGUUCUUUUCGGGAAUUUUGGGCCAAUCCUUUACGCCCAAGGAUUCGCCAUGGCGUAGCCUGAAACUGUUGUAUUUUUUGGUCUUUGUGGCGGGUCUGAAUAUUAGCACCCAAUUUUCGGCCACCAUGAAUACCCUGAUCACCAGUCCACCCAAUCAUGCCCAGAUCCAAUCCUUUGAAGAUUUGAAACAUUCCUCCCUGAAGAUUCUGGCCAUCACCAGCGACAUUGAGGCCAUAGAGGAUGCCGCGGAUGCCAUAAGGGAUUCUCUACUCCUCACGGACAGCAUUGCCUUCUACGAAGAGAAUCGCAACAAUUUCAAUACCUCAAUGGGAUAUUUCCUGGUCUCCCUAUCCUGGAAGGUUCUGCGCCGCAAACAGCAAUAUUUCUCCCACAACAUUUUCAAUGUCUAUCCGAAAAUGACCCUCUUUCGAAUGCCCUGUGCUCUGCAACUGCAAAAACACUCGCAGUACAAGGAACCCCUGGAUCAUCUCAUUAAUCGGGUCCAUGAAGUGGGUCUACCGGCCUAUUGGUAUGCCAAUACCUUUGGAGAUAUGCUAAGGACCAAAAGAGUCACAAUUAGUAGCCCUCCCGUGUCGGCUGAGGCCCGGGCAUUUGAGGUGAAGGAUUUGUUUUGGGCCUGGAUAAUUGUGGUAGGUGGAGAGGUCCUGGGCAGUGUGGUAUUUUUUGCGGAAUUGUUAUUUUAUCGUUUACAUAAGAAAACAUCCAUAGAUUUGAAAUAA